AUGCCGCAACGCAAGGCAUUCCCCACCACUCCGCCGCCACCAGACCCAGACCGGCCGUUCGAGGUCGGGCGAGUCUACCUCGUCGUCCGCGCCAGUGGCCCACCGCGCCCUGCGACUGUGCUCAACUCGCGUGUGGGCAGGCUUGGAAAACGCGAGGCAUACAUCUCGUUUACGGGCGAAGACAAGCGCCUCGACGCAUGGGUGCCCUCCUCGGCUCUUGGCGAUGAGGUCGCUGCUGCUGGCCCAAGCAGACUCCCAGCUUUGAAUGGAGGGGACCCCGGACCAAGCACGAGUGUCAACGGCCGCGCCAACUCGGCCCCUGCUCCGACCUCUGAGCGCUCGACCCCGGAACGCGAGCAUGCAAUCGUCACCCGCGUUCGCAACUUUGAAGACGUCCGUUUUGGCGAGUACCUCGUGCGAACAUGGUACUAUUCACCGUACCCGAUGCCUAUCGAUACAGCUGGAGGUGUAAAUGGGGGUGCUGGCGCAGGCUCGUCUACUGCUGCAGCCGCGUCGCCGGCGCUGGCGCCCGAGUCCAAGCGCGGCGGGCGGAAACGCAAGGAGGCUCCCGCUGCUGAUGAAAAGGAGCGCCAGCGCCUGGGACCGCGCACGACGAGUGAUGUGCUGUCCGUCGGCGUGGGCAAGGGUGGAGAAGGCGCUCGUGGCCGACUCUGGGUCUGUGAUUAUAUGCGCACACGGGCAGGAUGGGACAUGCACUCGCCGCCAGGCAGGAGAGUGUACCAGCGUGGCAGCUACACCAUUUGGGAAAUCGACGGCGCGCAGGCCACUCUCUACUGCCAGAACCUGAGCCUGUUUGGCAAGCUGUUCAUAGACCAUAAAUCCGUCUUCUUCCACGUGGAGAACUUUCUCUUCUACGUCAUCUGCGACGCUGCGACGUCGAAACGAGAUCAGGUCAUGGCAUUCUUCUCAAAGGAGAAGUUUUCGUAUGACGACUACAACUUGGCGUGUAUCGUCACCUUCCCUCCCCACCAGAACCGAGGUUUUGGCAAGCUGCUCAUCGAGUUCAGCUACUACCUCACUCGGCACCCCUCGACGCGUCCCGCCUCUGGCUCGCCAGGUACACCUGAACGCCCUCUGUCAGACCUCGGCCUGAAGGGAUACAUGGCAUACUGGGUCGCGGUCGUGCUCCGUGUUUGCCGCUCUCUUCUCGCCGAGGGGGACUCGGCACCGACGCCGACCGUCACGCCCAAGAAGCCCGCGUCGACAGAAGGCCGUUCCCUGCGUGUCCGCAAGCGCGCGUCGCAGGCCCCUGACGACAAGGUUGUCGUCAAUGGUGUUGACCUCGCCAAGCGACCAGACCCCACUCAUUCUGGUCACUACGCCAUCAUCACUACCGUUGCGACUCUGGCUCGUGCCUGCCAUCUGCGGACCGACGAUGUGCAGCUCGUCCUAGCAGAACUUGGGUUCCUGCGAUACAGACGACAUGUGCCGCCUGAACCCAAGGACCACGCCGAUGGAGAAGACGAGACUGAAGCAGACAAAGUGGAGGAGGAGCUGGGAGAGUGGCAGGACAUCGAGGUUGUUAUCACGCGUGAGAGUGUGGAUGAGAUGUGGGCCAAGUGGCGCGUCCGCGAGCACGGUGUGCUCGAGGAAAAGUAUGUGCUGCUCUAG
Molecule: messenger RNA, 1632 nt
Organism: Apiotrichum porosum
Lineage: Eukaryota; Fungi; Basidiomycota; Tremellomycetes; Trichosporonales; Trichosporonaceae
Exons: 10
Coding region: 1-1632 (543 amino acids)
Biological process (GO): regulation of DNA-templated transcription
Molecular function (GO): histone acetyltransferase activity
Source: RefSeq, a predicted model, not a curated record